CUGUGUCUAUAUAUCCUCGUCCCUAACACCUUUCAAACUCCUAAGUAAAGUUUGUCAGGAUCUAAAGGAUAAGGAGUUGAUAGAGAUGGAGAGGCUGAACUCGAACCUGUACUUGGCGAACUGCUUGAUCGAGGAGAACGCGAGGCUGAGGAAGAAAAAGCAGCUCCUCGACCAGGAGAACAAGGCUCUCCUAUCCCAGCUCAAGCAGCAGCAUCAGCAGCACGUGGUGAACUCCGACCCGCGCUCCACCAACAAUGUCGAUGACCUCGCUCUCAUGAUGACAUCAAUGACUGUGACCUCUCCUUCGUCCGCCUCUUGUCCAAAUACUUCCGCCGGUCCCAGCAGCUGAAUCUCCUGAAUGCAUACCCUUCGCUUAUCUGUUUUUGGUGUAAAAUCAAAAUUAGCAUGCGGACUCUCUAUUAAGAUGACGCUUAGUAAUCAUUAGUUAUGUUGUUUCGCACGUCAUAGCAGUAAUAUGUUACAAGUAGAAGUUGUCCAGUAGCACUUAUAUAUAUAUGUCGGGUGUCUCAGCUCUUUAGCAAAUGUGCCUUAUGCCUAUAUUAUUGUACCUGCUUAACCUUUCAGUUAUUUUUUUCUUUUUUUUUUUUGAGUGUAAACUUUGAUAUCCGAAAGCAUAAUUCAGUUUUAAGUUCUUCUUUUCUCCUAAUAUUUUGUCUUUGGCAUUUUUAAUUUGGGAAGUGCUUCGGCGUUGGCGUCAUAUGCCUGAACGUUGGUCACCUGCCUCUCAAGUUAUUCCGGUGACAUUUUAUAGAAUUAUAGUGCAUUAAUAUGUUUUUGUUUUUAU
Punica granatum (pomegranate) is the source of this 805-nucleotide messenger RNA. The record is from RefSeq and is a predicted model, not a curated record. Lineage: Eukaryota; Viridiplantae; Streptophyta; Magnoliopsida; Myrtales; Lythraceae.